AUGUCGUAUUUCGAGCCGAUAAUAUUAACCCAUAAGAAAAGGAAGAUCAAGGAAAGCAAUAAUUUCCUAUUCGACUUUAAAGUUUUGAGCUCCGGAAAUGACAAGGGAUGUGUGAAGUCGAUAAGCAUUUGCAGCAAGUUCAUUGCGAUUGGUUGCAAUAAUGUGGUCAUCCUGAAUAGCAUAACGGGAGAGAGAUUAGGUAAGAAGUACCAGUGCCAAGAAGGUAUUACGAAAUUGAAAUUCAGAGAUGAAGAGAUGUUAGGAGUUGGAUUAGAAAAUGGGACCAUAGAUCUCGUCGGAAUAUUUUGCUUUGGAAGAAUAAAAAGUUUGCGUGGACAUAAAUCAGCUAUUAAUGAUUUAAUUUUUAGCUCCAAUUUUCAAACCUUAUAUUCUUGUUCUAGAGAUUUUACGAUAAAAAUAUGGAACAUAUGGGAAGGCAUUUGUGAGCGUACCUUAGAUUAUCACAUUGAUAGUGUAACGAAUAUUUGUUUGUAUACAUUUGAUGGAAGUGCAGGAGAUGGUCCUCAUUUAAUAAGUUGCAGUUAUGAUGGUUAUGUAUAUUUGUAUAACAUAAAUUCGAAGAAAAAAAUCAACCAGAUAGAGUUAGACGAACCAGUUGAUUGUUUAAAUAUUUUUCAAAAUAAUUAUAUUGUUUUAUCUGUGAAAAAUGUAAUUAAAUUUUACAAAUUGCAGAAUCUAGAAUUUCUAAAAAAUGUGAUAAUUUCCACCAAGACUUGUUUUUAUUUGGGUAGUUUUAAACAUUACCUUGUGGCGGCCAGUUUGGAUUUGUCUAUAUAUUUUUUGGAUCCUUUCUACAAGGGCAUGGAGAAAAUAAAAGUCGUGAGCAUUGCGAAUUUUUUGAGUGCCCCUAAAUCGGUUGACUUUUCAAAUGGAGUACUAGCCCUGGGAGAAAUGAAUGGGAAAUGGCUUAUCGAGGUGUACAAUGAGAAAGCGAAGCAGAAAAAACGGAAGCGUAAGGACAGCGGUCCUUUGGUAGAUAUUCCGGAGACGAUUCAUAUCUUCACUAGCACGGAAAUAAACAACUACUUAAAAAACUUCAGAUAUCAUGAUGCCCUCAUGUUCGUGAUAAAGACAAACCCCGAAUCAACGUUAUCCCUGCUGGACUACUUUUCGAAACACAAAGUUAUGAUCCCCGCAUGUCGAACAUACUCUAUCGAGGACACCAUCAAAGUGUUAAACUUUUUCAGAAAAAGAUUCGUAAUGGACAUUUUAAUGUUUGAGUUUUUCUUUUCCUUUUUCUAUGUAAAUAAGUGGAUUGCCACUACAAGGAAUCCCAAAUUGUUGGACGAGCUGAACGUCUUGAGAAGGGGAUUUGAGAACACGCAAAAUUUUAUGAAGUAUUAUCAGAAUUUAAAAGACAUCGCGGAUUUUCUGAAGAGUUAA
Plasmodium knowlesi strain H is the source of this 1404-nucleotide messenger RNA. RefSeq names its product U3 small nucleolar RNA-associated protein 15, putative. Gene Ontology annotation, cellular component: nucleolus. Bases 1 to 1404 code for a protein of 467 amino acids. Gene Ontology annotation, molecular function: protein binding. Gene Ontology annotation, biological process: positive regulation of transcription by RNA polymerase I; rRNA processing. The transcript is spliced from 8 exons. NCBI's taxonomy places the organism in Eukaryota, Apicomplexa, Aconoidasida, Haemosporida, Plasmodiidae. The record is from RefSeq and is a predicted model, not a curated record.